AAUCAUGGGAAGCCAAGAUGUGAAGCUGUUAAGCUUUUGGGUAAGUCCAUAUGGUAAAAGGGUUGAGUGGGCCUUGAAACUCAAGGGUGUUGAGUAUGAGUAUGUAGAAGAAGAUAUCACCAACAAGAGCAGUCUUCUUCUGGAGUUGAACCCGGUUUCUAAGAAGGUUCCGGUUCUUGUCCAUGAUCAAAAAGCGAUAGCUGAAUCAUUCAUCAUCCUCGAAUACAUUGAUGAAACAUGGAAGCAAUAUCCAUUGUUACCUCAACAUCCUUAUCAAAGAGCUAUUGCUCGCUUUUGGGCUAUUUCUGCUGAACAAAAGCUUGGGAAGGUUGUAUGGGUUGCAAUGUGUACCAUCGGGGAUGAACGGGAAAAGUCACUGAAGGAAGCCAGAGAAGUAAUGGAUAAGAUAGAAGAAGAGAUUAAGGGGAAAAAAUUCUUCGGUGGGGACAAUAUUGGGUACCUUGAUAUUGCACUUGGAUGGAUAUCUUACUGGCUUCCUGUUUGGGAGGAAGUUGGAUCAAUUCAAAUAAUAGACCCAUUGAAGUAUUCAGCCACCACUGCAUGGAUGACCAAUUUUCUCAGCCACCCUGUGAUCAAGGACAGUUUGCCCCCUAGAGACAAGAUGCUUGUUUACUACCACAAUGCCAGAAACAAACGGGCUUCUACCCAUCAUGGUUUGCUCAAGGUUUAGAUCAAUCGUGGAUAUUAUGAUACAAACACAUGCAUGUCCUUGACAAAUUAUUAAUUUAUUAGAAACUACUCUCUUUGUUCUUCUCAUCAAUCAAUAAUUAAGGUAUGUUACUUUUUAUUCUAAACUCUUUAUUCUAGCAGAGUUAAAUUGAUCUUUUCUAUAGAAUAAUAUCUUUUAUGUUCCAAUUAAU
Molecule: messenger RNA, 881 nt
Organism: Gastrolobium bilobum
Lineage: Eukaryota; Viridiplantae; Streptophyta; Magnoliopsida; Fabales; Fabaceae
Product: glutathione transferase GST 23-like
Exons: 2
Coding region: 5-691 (228 amino acids)
Biological process (GO): glutathione metabolic process
Cellular component (GO): cytoplasm
Molecular function (GO): glutathione transferase activity
Source: RefSeq, a predicted model, not a curated record